GGAAUAUUACACAUAUUAUUUGUAACAUUUCAAUAUUUCCAUAGAAUAUAUUAACAUUAUAAUUUUAAUUAAAGAAGAAUAUUCGUCGUCAUUGUCAUCAUCACCAUCAUCAUCAUGUCUAGUGGUAUUAGUUUGGUUAGAUUAUGCAUGUUUUGUUUGAUGAUGAUCCAUGGAGUUUCGAGUGCAACAAACUAUGGAGAAGCUCUUAGAAAGUCAUUGUUAUAUUAUGAAGCUCAAAGAUCUGGAAAGCUUCCUCCCAACCACAGAGUGCAAUGGCGUGGUGAUUCUGGCCUUCGUGAUGGAACUGGUUCUGGAGUAGAUCUAGUUGGAGGAUACUAUGACGCAGGGGACAAUGUGAAGUUUGGAUUCCCAAUGGCAUUCACAAUAACAAUGCUGUCAUGGAGCGCAGUGGAGUUUGGAAGGCAACUUGAAGCAAAGAAAGAGCUUGCAAAUGCAUUGGAUGCUAUAAAAUGGGGAACAGAUUAUUUGAUAAAAGCUCAUCCACAGCCUAAUAUUUUGUACGGACAAGUUGGAGAUGGAGAUUCGGACCAUGCUUGUUGGCAGAGACCGGAGGAUAUGACCACUCCUCGUCCGGCCUACAAGAUUGACGAGGCACAUCCUGGAUCGGAUCUUGCUGCUGAAACUGCUGCUGCUCUUGCUGCUGCUUCCGUUGCUUUCUCUUCCUCCAAUGCUAAAUAUUCUUCACAGCUUCUCACCCAUUCCAAACAGCUCUUUGAUUUUGCUCGAAACCACGUUGGUCUAUAUCAAAACAGCAUUAACGUAGCUGGGGCAUUCUAUGCCAGCAGUGGAUAUGAGGACGAAUUACGUUGGGCUGCUGCAUGGCUUCACCGGGCAACCAACGACAAGAAAUACCUAGAUUACCUGGGAGGAUCGGGCAAUACCGGCGGUGCAAGAACGGUUUUCUCGUGGGAUGAUAAGUUCGUUGGGGUACAGGUUUUGGCUGCAAAGCUGGUAUUGGAAGGCAAAGUUGAAGCAUCAGGCAGUUGGAGUGGAUACAAGAGCCAGGCUGAACAAUUCAUAUGCAACUGCAUUCAAAAAGGGAACGGCAAUUUCAAGAAGACUCCUGGUGGUUUGCUUUGGUUCCUGCCUUGGAAUAAUCUUCAGUAUACUGCAACUGCUACAUUCAUUGUUACUGUCUAUUCCACUUACUUGGAUUCCAAGAAAUCUUCAAUUGCUUGCUCUGGUGGGAUGGUUAAGUCCUCUGAUCUUAUUGCCUUUGUCCAAACACAGGUGGACUAUAUAUUGGGUGCAAAUCCACAAAAGUUGAGCUAUAUGAUUGGAUUUGGGUCAAAUUAUCCUAAACAACCUCAUCACAGAGGAGCAUCCAUUGUUUCAUUUAAAGAGGAUCCAACACCAGUUUCAUGCAAAGGAGGGUUUGACUUGUGGUUCAACAAAAACUCGCCCAAUCCAAAUGUAUUGGAAGGGGGACUUGUGGGUGGACCGGAUGAAAAUGAUGGAUACUCCGAUUCAAGAUCUAACUUCCAAUUGGCUGAACCUACCACAGCUACUCCUGCUCCACUUCUUGGCGUUCUGGCUCGCCUUGCGUGAUGAUGACUCACUAUAUAUAUAUAGAGAAUUUUGUUAUAAUGGGCAUCCACAGGCCAAUUGAUUAUAGUAAUUUAUGAGGUUCUGAAUUACAUGUAGUCAAGCAUCAUUUUCAUUAUAAGGUAGGCGUUAUGCUCAUCAUAGCAAAAUUUUUUAUGUAUACCCAAGAUUGUGAAGAAUUUCAUCUGCUUUGGAUCACAUUCUUAUUGUACUCAAUUUACUCCACAUUCAAUAUGAAGCUU
This is a messenger RNA of Ziziphus jujuba (common jujube), 1808 nucleotides long. RefSeq names its product endoglucanase 13. The record is from RefSeq and is a predicted model, not a curated record. The transcript has 5 exons. Bases 115 to 1569 code for a protein of 484 amino acids. Gene Ontology annotation, biological process: carbohydrate metabolic process. NCBI's taxonomy places the organism in Eukaryota, Viridiplantae, Streptophyta, Magnoliopsida, Rosales, Rhamnaceae. Gene Ontology annotation, molecular function: hydrolase activity, hydrolyzing O-glycosyl compounds.